AUGGCAAAAGACCAGCAGCCCCAAAGCCCACCGGAAGGGGCCUUGCGGGCAGCCUCUGAGCCGGAGCGUGAAAAGAAGAAAGCCGUCGAGAGGGCUCUUGUGUUAUUGACAUCGAUUGCUGAGUGGCCUCCUUUCCUUCCUUCCCUCUCCUCCUCUGUGCUUUUCUCAGCCUACGGCUGUGGCCGUCCCACCUACGUGCCCAACAUUUCCCGUGUGGUUGGGGGCGAAGAUGUCUGGCCCCACAGCUGGCCCUGGCAGGUCUCCCUCCAGUACGACAAGAAAGGAGUCUGGGCUCACACUUGCGGCGGGACCCUCAUUGACGCCAACUGGGUGCUGACGGCCGCUCACUGCAUCAGCUCCACGCGGACCUACCGGGUGCUGCUGGGCAAGCAGAACCUGAAAGCGGCCGAGGCCGGGGAGGUGGCCGUGGCGGUGGAGAAGGCCAUUGUGCACGAGAAGUGGAACUCCCUCUUCAUCAUCAACGACAUCGCCCUGUUGAAGCUGGCGGAGCCGGUGGAGUUCAGCGACACCAUCCAGCCCUCCUGCCUGCCCACCCCGGACUCCCUGCUGCCCCAGGGCUUCCCCUGCUACGUCACCGGGUGGGGCCGUCUCUGGACCAACGGGCCCAUCGCGGACACCCUCCAGCAGGGCUUCCUGCCCGUGGUGGACCACGCCACCUGCACCCAGAAGGACUGGUGGGGCUCCAUGGUCAAGGCCAGCAUGGUCUGCGCAGGGGGAGACGGCGUCAUUUCGGGGUGCAAUGGAGACUCCGGGGGUCCCCUGAACUGCCGCAGUGGCGACUCCUGGCAAGUCCAUGGCAUCGUUAGCUUUGGCUCCGCCCUCGGCUGCAACACGGCCAAGAAGCCCACCGUCUUCACCCGCGUCUCCAACUACAACUCCUGGAUCGCCGAGGUGAGUGGGGGCUGGCAGGGACCCCAUCCCGUGCCCCCCCCCCAGGAUCCUUUCCCCAGGGACUCCGAGGCCCCCACUCUCUGGAGCGAUGGACGGACGUCCUUCCUGAUAAUCGGUUUGAUUAUCUCGCCACGAGCCUACGGCUGUGGCCGUCCCACCUACGUGCCCAACAUUUCCCGUGUGGUUGGGGGCAAAGAUGCCCGGCCCCACAGCUGGCCCUGGCAGACCUACCGGGUGUGGCUGGGCAAGCAGAACCUGAAAGUGGCCGAGGCCGGUGAGGUGGCCGUGGCGGUGGAGAAGGUCAUCAUCCACGAGGAGUGGGACAACGCGCACAUCCUCAACGACAUCGCCCUGUUGAAGCUGGCAGAGCCGGUCGAGUUCAGCGACACCAUCCAGCCCUCCUGUCUGCCCACCCCGGACUCCCUGCUGCCCCAGGGCUUCCCCUGCUACGUCACCGGGUGGGGCCGUCUCUGGGCCAACGGGCCCAUCGCGGACACCCUCCAGCAGGGCUUCCUGCCCGUGGUGGACCACGCCACCUGCACCCAGAAGGACUGGUGGGGCUCCAUGGUGAAGGCCAGCAUGGUCUGCGCGGGGGGAGACGGCGUCAUUUCGGGGUGCAGUAGCGACUCCGGAGGGCCCCUGAACUGCCGCAUCGGCCACACGUGGCAAGUCCAUGGCAUCGUCAGCUUCGGCUCCACCAAGUGCAACGUGGCCAAGCAGCCCACCGUCUUCGCCCGGGUCUCCGCCUACAUCCCCUGGAUCACCCAGAAAAUGAAGCAGAACUGAGGCGCCUUGUGAACAGAGAUGAAAGAAGCAGAAUAAUAAAUGCUUUGUUAUGCAAAAGGCUCCGGUGUUUGUGGCUUUUCCUGCCCCUUCCCCCCCCCCCCCCAAAUCCUGGGACUUCCUCAAACUCCUCUCCGUUACGUCUGGGAAUACAGCCAGUCCUCAAUUUACGACCACUGAGAUUGGAAGCCAUAAGAGGAGAAUGUAACUCAGUGAAGAACUGUGGAUGGUGUCGUUCUUCUCUCCCUCCCUCCUCCCCCCCCCCCCCCGUGGCUGAAUUGAGUAGUGGGCCCAUAAAGUAGAAGUUUGGGGCACAUAUGAGCAGACUGCUGCCCCUGGUGGCUAAAUGAGGUACUAACGUCCCAAAGAAAACAGGGUAAGCCUUGCUUUAUCAUUGGGUGCUCCCCCGCUCCCCCCAGUGGCUGGGUUCGGUACUGCUGCCGAAGGGGCUCCUGCCAGUUCCUGCUCCUUCUGGGCUGGGGGGCUCCUGAGUUCCCAUCUCGCCCCAGAUUUGGGCAAGAGCCCCUGAUCAGGUGGGACUGGAAGGGGAGUGGGGGAAGCCUCUUUCCAGAGCAUAAAUUUAUUCUCAGCUGUUUGGAAUUGAGCCAAUCGGGCUGAAAAAGGGGUGUCUGUUUCCCCCUUUUCUGGUCUCCGUUAGCUGCCUUCUGCAGGAAAUAAAUGGGGGGGGGGAUUUUUUUACUCAUUCAGUGGAUAUGGAGAAGCCCUUUCCUGGGAAAAGGGGGUUUGCAGCAAGGCGCUGGGUCUCUCUCCUGGCUGCCUCCCCCCCCCUCCCCAGAGACCCCCCCAGAGGAAGCGGGGCUGGUGUUUAUCCCUUAAAGGGUUUUUUAAAAAAUAAUAUUAACGCUUGUGGCUCAAAAACGAUUUAUAUGAGCUCCUUCACAUUGUAAUCAUCU
This is a messenger RNA of Thamnophis elegans (Western terrestrial garter snake), 2609 nucleotides long. Its product is annotated as transmembrane protease serine 9-like. The record is from RefSeq and is a predicted model, not a curated record. The transcript has 13 exons. The coding region runs from base 1 to 1698 and encodes 565 amino acids. Gene Ontology annotation, molecular function: serine-type endopeptidase activity. Gene Ontology annotation, biological process: proteolysis. NCBI's taxonomy places the organism in Eukaryota, Metazoa, Chordata, Lepidosauria, Squamata, Natricidae.